AUGGAUCCCCUAUCCCCCGCAAUCACGUUCUUUGACAAAGAAGGCAAGGGUAGAACAAGCUAUAUUGGUAGCCUAGUGCCUGAGAAAUUGUUCUACCCAACGCCUGGUCUCUGGUUCACUAAUCAAGGCAGUGAGGUGUUGGACAGAUUAACAGAGGAGUAUGAAAAAAAUCCGUAUCCAACAGAAACGGAGCUCGACGCGCUUGCACGAGAAUUGAACGCGCCCGAUUCUCAGAAGAUCGUUUCUUUCUUCCAAAAUAUGCGAAUAAGAUCGCAGCUUUCUUCGCAGUGA
Messenger RNA from Ostreococcus tauri, 291 nucleotides. RefSeq names its product Homeobox domain. The transcript has 3 exons. Gene Ontology annotation, molecular function: DNA binding. NCBI's taxonomy places the organism in Eukaryota, Viridiplantae, Chlorophyta, Mamiellophyceae, Mamiellales, Bathycoccaceae. The record is from RefSeq and is a predicted model, not a curated record. Bases 1 to 291 code for a protein of 96 amino acids.